Molecule: messenger RNA, 2568 nt
Organism: Eruca vesicaria subsp. sativa (arugula)
Lineage: Eukaryota; Viridiplantae; Streptophyta; Magnoliopsida; Brassicales; Brassicaceae
Source: the annotation of a GenBank genome assembly
CUUGCAACAAUUAUCACCUCCUUCAAAUCCUCUCAGUACAUACCAGAGACCAUAUUCUAUCUGGAGGAGAUGAGUUUCUACCUCUCUGCUCAAUUUCAAGUUCGCAACUGUGACUCUUUUUGCGCUUUGACUACGCUCCACUUGCAAAUACUACACACUUGCAUUCCAGUCUCAAAUUUGAGCAACCCGGAGGAAGGCCAAAAUUUGACAAACUUUGUCUCCGCCAAGACAAUAUACAGUGGAAUUAACCCAAAAAUCAUUUCACGUAUGAAACUUUGUUCGAGUAAGAAGAAUAAGAGAGACAAGAACAUGGAAGACGUUAACGGAUUGCUGACUGUGUACAAGGAAGUUGUUAAGAAUAGGAGGAAACUGCCUAAACGCAGCAACGAAGAAAGAAAAGGUAAGAUGGAAUCUCAAAACAUUUAUCCUUCAUAGAUAUCUCGAACCCUUGUUAACAUAACAAAAGUUUAGCAUCCAUAAUCACAUGCAAAUACCUAUUUACAUAAAUACAGACAGCCUACACUAAGUGUUAAAGAUAAAUUAGACCCACUGCCCAUUGCAGCUGACUCACCUCUACAAACAAACCCAGUUAGGGCCACUUUACUAGUGCCAUGCUCAUUAACAGAUUGCUUUGGUCUCUUACUGUACGGUUCAAUGCAUCUGAAACAAUGGAACAUGGAAGGUAGCGCAUCGGCAUUUUCAAUCCCAGCACAUCUAGUAUGGUGCCACACACCACACAAAUCACAGGCCAACAUCCUCUCACCAUCAUCAUCCUUUGCGCCACACUUGCAAUCAACUUCCCAGUUCUCUACUCCUCUCUCCAUGCGGUAUUGGAGGAGCUCAUGUUUAGAUGAGCAUCUCCCUUUGACCCUUAUGACUCCAUUUGUGCAUAUUAAAAACUUCAGGGUAACGGAGUCAUCCAUAGAGCCGUAACCUAGGAGCUCCUCCACUUCAAACCUCUUGAACAUUGCGUACACUUCCUGAAAUGCUUUGGCAGCUUCUUUUUUCAGGUCAGAUACAGUAGCGUUCAGUGGAAAUACCAACAGCUCAGGUGGUGGGCAUGGGCAUUCAUUGGACUCGUCAGAAAGCUCGACAUGGCACCAAAGGUAGAUUGCAAAGGGAUUAACUGGGCUAGACGAAUAAUCUUUUAUGAAAUGCUUACAGUCAAGUAUCUUUGUGGCUGCAUCAAUCAAUUUAUCACUAGUAGCUUGAGACCUAAACUCGGCCUUGGUUUGUGGUUGCAAUAACGUGUCAUGUAGAUAUCUUAAGUCGCAUUUGAUUUGCUCCUCCGAUGCAUAAUUAAUGUCUUGAUUUGACAAGCGGUGCACAUUGUUGACAGGUUCAAGCCUGAAGUUGAUAACGCCAAAGGUUAAGAUUAUGCACGAGAGCAGACAACCAAUCGCAAGCAGAAAGUGAAGAGAUAUUACCUAUACUCAAAGUCGUUUGAGGCAGGCUUGCAACGAGAACAGACUACUCGAGAUCCAUCAUCCGCCAAAACGCCUCCGAAAUGCUUGAGACAAUAAUCAAUCAGCUGUGGGGAGCCUGUUUUGCAAAUAGACCUUUUGAGAGCCCACCUUUUAACCCAGUGAGCUCCUCCUGCAGCUUUUAAUAUCUUAACCAUGGUUUGCUGUACACGUUCUACAUCACUUCUACUCCAAGCACAAAGCACAUCCGUUGUGGGUUUCGCUUGCCUCUCGCGAAUCAAUUGUAGCAGAAAAGAGAAUAGGUCUCUUAGAGUCACAAGCUCCGAACAGGAGAGUGACUGGUAGAAGCCGAGAAUGGAGUGUAGCUGAGUUCUUGGCUUCCUCCCUUGGAACAUGAACUCAGAGAGAGGCAUCGCAGAUAAAGUAGUCACAGCACUCUGGUAGGCUUCUCUUGUGAGUGCGUAACUCCCAGAAUUGAGUUCAUAACCCCACUCAUUGUACCACGAACAGCCUCUAGUCACUCCAUGAAGCAAUCGGUAGUCCAUUCCAUACUUCCUGGACACAUCCAUCACACUAGCCUUCCUAACAGCAAGGGAGGAGCAAAGCCUGUCCCAGAAGUCCAUAAUGGAACGGCCAGUCAAGAAACCAGAGCCACCUUCUCUACCGUUGAGAGACAAGAGAUGUGCAUAGCCGUUGGAGUGAAUAACGCCAUGAAGAAGAUGAGUGUUGGCCUCCAGCUGAGAGUAAACCCAGUCCUCUGUGUCCAGAGCCAAGUUGCACCACUUGCAACUGCUGCCUUCGGACAAGUUCUGAGUAUAACCACACCUCGUGCAAGCCUUUUCCAUCCCAGUGUUGAGGCUCUUGCUGUCUCCUCCUGAUCUUAUGAGGAAGUGGUACCUCUUUUUACACACUGGAUGGCUACUCCAACCUUUAAACACACACACACAAAAAAGAAGAGAUUUUGCUCAGUGUACUUAUUCAACCUAUGGAAACACGAUAAAAAAAAAUAGUUUUAAACUUUUCACAAAGAGGAAUCUGCGCAUUACCAACGACUCGGCAGUGGUCACAGUAAACGGAUCUAGAGGAUCUGGUAACAUCCUCCUCCACAACGUCGACGGAGAUGAGUCUGGAAGAGAGAUCUGAA